AUGUCGGUCGAAGCGCCGCAAUUCAAAACGACCAACUCGAGGAAUCGAAUUUCCAAGAAGAUUUUGGUCGUCGGACCCCCUAAGGUGAGGCUUAUUUUAACCUAUUUUUUUAAAGGGAUCAAUUCAAGUUUUUUUAACCGGAAAGGCGAAUUUCAGGCAGGAAAAACGUUGAUUUCAACAUUUCUGGGCGAGUACAUGGGUGACGAUUCAACAGAGUUUGAGCUAGAGUUCUACGAUUCGUAUAGGGCAACUAAAGGUUUUUUUCAUUAAAUGAAAAAUCUGGAAGAUUACAAAAGUCCAGGAAAAAAAGUUGAUCAAAAAUUAUUUUUGGAAAAAGAAAAACAUAUAGUUAGGGACCGCAAAGCCACGCCCCUUUUCGCGAUAGAAAAAGUGGCUUUUUUUUGGUUUUCAACUUUCAUUUUGUUGUAGUUGCAAAAUAUGUGGAACUGGAUAAUAAAUUUUGACACACAUGUACAGAAAAGCUUCCUCUUUCGUUUAAAAAACAUUUCACGCUUUUUUGAUGCGUUCUCGCGGAAUGUCGUACAAAAACGUGAAUGGAACUAAAAAAAUUUGUCAUUUUUUGCUUUUUCAUGUGUUUUUCAGGUCGAACGCACUCUUUCUUUUUUUAUAUAAUGAUUUUUGAUUCAAGUAACGGUAAUUUUAAAACAAUAAAAUAAAAAAAUUCGUCUUUGCCAAAAAAAUUUUUAGGGAGUGCCGAAAGUCAUAAUUCAAAAAUAUCGUUAAUGUGCGAAUAUAAUCGAGUUUUUUUGUUUUUUUCAAAAUUUAGAUCAUGGGCUUACUUAAAUAUUUCUCCACAAAAUAUGUGCUUGAAAAAAAGUUGUUUAAUACACAAAAAAAUGCUCUUGAAACUAGAGAAUAAAAUUAGCGGCGUUUAUCACACAGAAUGCGGUCGAACGCAGGUUUUUUUCAAACAAUUAUAUACAUUUAUUAGUAAAAAAAUCUUUCAAUUAAAAAGAAUAAAAUAAAAAAAUUCGUCUUUGCCAAAAAAAUUUACGGGGCCGUUUUAAUGCAGCGAUCGUUAAACGAGGCAAAAAGCAUUAAAAAAACCAGUUUUUUUCGAAAUGAAUUUUUCACGGUAAGUUUGAGUAAAGAUUUGCGAACAUAUUCUGAUAAAAAUAUCUUAAUUACUUCAAACUUUUCUUUUUAAAAUAGGCAAUCUGUGCUAUCCAAACGGCUCAAGGGUAUGGCGGAUGGAAGCUCCCCUCGCUAGACCUAACAGCUUGGCGCAGCGCGUGCGCUGCGAUUUUUCAUUUUGAAGUCGCGAGUUCGAUGCCCGCAAGCGUCAGUUUUUUGUUUUCUGGAAAAUACCGACUUUUUCGGCAAACUAGCAAAUUUGCAUUAUUUUAGCCCUCUAUUAUGAUUCCUUACAUCAUAAUAAACCAGUAUCGAAACUUGUUCUAGAAGAAAAAUCGAGAAAAAUGUCAAAAAUGGAUAAUACCAAAAUUUCAGUACUAAAAAAAUGGUGCGCGGCGCGCCACAUUUUUUGUCAUAACUUUUUUCAUCCUCAAUCUUUUUUGAAAAACUAAACGGUUCUGACUUUUAAAUCGAAUCAGCUAUCAAACCAUACAAAGCUCAAUGCUGAAAAAAUUUUUUUGAAAAUUCGUCUGCGGUCCCUACAUAUAGUUUUCCAACAUACUUCAAUGAAAAUGAACAUGAAAAAGUCAAGAGUGAGCUUUCCUCUACAAUUUCAAAUUGGUCUAGAUAGAUCAUAGUUUGGAGAUUAAUUUUUUAAAAGAGCUUUGAAUGAAAAACGGAUUUCUCUGAGGAAGUGGUUCUGAAAAUUGUGUGUGAGAGAGGUGAAUGGACUUUUAAAAAAAUGAGAAAAAAUCCGUAGUUUCAAAUUAAUCAGAUGAUAACUGAGAAAAAAAGAGAUAAAAAUUGUAUCAAGCGGCAGAGAGUUACCACUCUGAAAGAGGUGGAGAGAAGAAACUCAAAAAAAAAAAGAAGAAUAUUCUAGCUAACAACCCUAGAACACAUGGUCCGAAAUAAACAGUGGCGCGGUAAAAGUCAAAAAAGGCGCCGAAAACUAAACAAUUUGUUAGAAAAGGUCACUUCUGCAACUGCUACCCAAGAAGAAGCAGGAAAAAAAUUGUGGAAAUUUCGGAAAAAAAAAUUUUUUUAAAUACCAAAAAUCUUUAGGUCAUCCCUGUGACUUGAAAAAAAUUGGGUAUAUGUCAAAAAGAGCUGUGAAAAAUCGAGCUAAGAAAAAUUGAGCUGAUGAAAAAAAAUUGCCAGCGAUAAAAUUGCCAGCGAAAAAGCGAGCUGCGAAAAAUUUUGCCCACCGUUGGCAAAAUAGUUGACUACAUAUUGCGCUCCACCGAUAACGCGCCGAUGACAGAUUUUUGAAUUUUUCGGAAAAAUUUUUUUCAUUAUUUUUUUGUUAUUUCUUAUUUGUUUUCAUUCGUUUUCUUUUUUAUUUUGUUGUGAUCUCGUGCAAAAAAGUUCUAUUUAAUUUCCGCUUCGAAUGAAAUCGGGCGAAGUCAGUCUAUAAGAGUCUGAAAAACGUUUUCAAUAAUGAAAAAAAAGGUUUCAGGACGCUUAAAAACAAUCAGGGUGGAAUGAAAUCUUGCGAUGACGAGAAGUUCGAGUAUUGGUUCCGCAAAUUCACGAGAGAUGAAGACAAUUUUCAUCGGGAAACCCUGUCAUGCUCACAUUUUGUUCUUUUUUAGGUUUUUUUUUAAUAAACUGAUAUUUUGUUAUGUUCAUCAUUUUCAAUAUGCAACGCGCAAUUAAAAUUUUUAAUUGAUCAUUGAACGCAAAAUCUGGAAAAAAUUAUGUAUCUUAGCUAUCAUUUUUUCUCACUUCUGAAUUUUUGUCUUGUCCUUUUUUCUGACGUUUCAAAACUUACUCUCAAUGAUUCAACAAUGUAAUUUAAUACCAUUGAAUAUGAAAAAAAGAAAAAGAAAAAAAAACUUGAUUUCAAGAUAAUAAAGCGUCGAAAUGAACGGCUUUUCAAAAAACUUUUGUUGCUGUUGUCGGUGGAGCGCACAGUCGCGCGAUUAACCUGCCAACGGGGGGCAAAAUUUUCGCAGCCCGUUUCUCUCAGCUGUUUUUUCCCCGGCAAUUUCUUCGGCAGCCCAUUUUUCGCUGGCAGUUUUAUCUCAAACAGUGAGGAGGCUCGAUUUUCGCAGCUCUUUUGACAUAUACCCGAAAAAUUAUUCAAUUAAAGAAUUUUCUUUCGAAGUUUUCUCGUGGAAUCCGAGCAAAAACGAUAAGAAGGUAUACUAGUUCAAUCACCGACGUUUUUGUAUAAAUUACGUUCCGAUCAACGAGUAAAAAAUAAAGUAAAUCAAAAAAAAAAAAACAGUAAAAUUAACCUAGAAGCCCAGGAACACAUGGUCCGAAAUAAACAGUGACGCGGUAAAAGUCAAAAGAGACGCCGAAAACUAAACAAUUUGAAAGAAAGGAACGGGUCACAUCUGCAACGUGAAACCCAAGAAGAAGCAGAGGAAGAAGAAGCUGACCGGUCCCGGUCGGCUGGACUCAGACUCAUAAACAAAAAGGGGACGCGUCACCACCAAGCCGAGGUCCCUAAUGAGAGGACGAUCUAAUUCCGCUGAACGUCCGGAACGCAUCUGUUCGUCGAUUUGUCACAAAUCGUCAAGUUUGAUUCUGAUUGUGGAGCUGAGGCUUGAGGAAUGAGUUCGGUUGGAAGUUGUGGGAAGGAAGGUCGCAAAAUCUUGAGGAAAACGCUCAAAAUGGGUUAGAAUAGGAAUAUAUUGACAAGAAUAAACUUCACAAUCUUUUGGAGUUCUUUGAAAACUGAUUAGAAUAAAAUUCCUUUGAAGUCUAACUCCCAAUAUUUAUCGCUAUUUUUCUUAGACUUUGAUUUCUUCUUUUUCAAAAAGUAAUUCUUCCAAAACCAGGGAUAAAGUAAGAAAAGUAAGAUUAAAGAAUUUAGAGCUCAAAGUCAAAAAAGGUCAAUUUUUUCAAACUUGAAAGCUAAAAAACUCUCGAAACGUCCAAAAUAACUAUCGGGAAUAUCUAAGAUCAUAAUAAAGUAUAUUUAAAAAUAACUACGUUUUAUUCGCUUUUUUCACUUAUGAGAACUUCGAGAAGUAAAAUAUUUGAAAACGGAACUUAAAAAAAUUUCAAUUCAAGGCUUGGAAUACAUUGAAAGAGGAAAAAAAUGAAUAAAAAUGUUUUUUUUUAAUAUUCUAAAGUUAUAUAGCUAUGCUUGAAUAUAAAUCAGAAGAGAAUGAUAAUUAUCCAUCUUUUUUUCCAGGAGUGAGGAUAGUCGAGUUCGAGAGUCAAGAAUUUUCGGUCGAAGGCAAUCGGAUGGAGAUCGAAGUGCAGCUGUGGGACGUCAGCGGCGACAUCAAGUUCGUUUUUGAGCCAUUUUAAAUUUAAAAUUCAAUAAGUAUUGAAAUUAAAGAUAGAAUUUGGACUUACGUUGUCUUUUUUGAAGCAUUAAGCGAAUGAAAAUCUCUACAAUGACCACUUCUUCUUCUUCUUACGCCUUUGUACGCUUGAGCGGCGUCGGCGCCCCAAGUCGAUUAGCCGAGGUCCUAUCCUGAUGAUAAUCAGUGGACUGGCUCCAGUGACAUAUCCGUCCUUGUGUGUGACGGCUGGGGAUUUUGAAGUCGUGGUUUCCCACUACCAAUAUUUCUUAAACUCCUUGGUUGGGUCGGGGAUCGAACUUGUGACCCUGUGGACCGUAGACAGGCGCACAACCUGUUGCGCUAUGGCGCGCCCUUUCUACAAUAACCACUAAAAGUUGUAAAAAAAAUCUUCUUGGCUCUAGUAGCAUCUUCCGUACCUGAGAACCUGCCACUUGAACGUAUAAAAUGAUAUUUUAGACGGGUUUCUUCAUAAUUUUACUUUCAAGGACUCCAGAGUGACUCCUGAAGAUAUGAUGUACCCUCAGAAAAUAUACGAAAAAACUUUUUUGCACACAAUUCCCUUCUCAAUCUUGAAACUCUAUAGACCUUCUUUAUUUCUUCAAACUGAAACUCCACCAGAUUGCUCAAAACCUUCAUCACAACUCCAGGAAGUUUCAGAAAGAUCAAACUCCAUAAAAGAAAGUCGUGAUCAUAAACUGUUUUUUUCGUAUCUUUUCUGACGGAACUGUACCUGGAACUGUUCAUCAAGAAACUACUUCAGAUACGAAGACUGCUGGCCGGCGAUCAAAGAAGGCGUCCACGGAGUGAUUCUGGUGGCAAACCCAGACGAGCACCAAGGCGCCGAUCUUCAGAUGUGGUCUGUUCCUACAGUCACCAGAAACCGAAGAGAUUCCGAUCCGGUUUCCUCUUCGUGAAAUAUUGGUCGCCGAUUUGGGAGGACAGGCGAUGAAUUUAUUAGUUUUUCGAUUCAAUGAGGCUUUGGUUUAGGUUGGUAAAUGAAACCGGAAAGUUUUAUGAAUGGUGUACCAAGAUACGUAGGUGAUGCGCAGUUAAUUACGGAGGUAGAAGAAAGUUGGAAAAAAAGCAGCGAAAUGACUUAAUAAAACAUAGAGCAAGGAUACGUAGAAAUCAGAAUCCCGGAAAAAUGAAAAAAAAGUGAUCUCCUGGUAUCAAAAUCAAAAGGGAAUGAUUAAAAAAACGUAUGGUCUUAGAAAAUUAUGAACUUCGAUAUGUAGCGACUACAGUUGAUGCGCAGCCAAUUCAGUGAAAAUAUAUACGCUUCACAGCAAAACUAAGCCAACCAGGUAACAUUUUAAAACAACUCAGUAGCAAAAAAAGGUCAGAUCAUAAAAAAACAGUCAACUUGGAUACGUAGCGACCAUAGUUGAUGCGAAGCCAAUAUAAAAAGAAAGCCUAACGGCCGGAAAUAAAAAGUGAGGUGAAGAAAAAAAAAGAUGAGGAGAUCUGGCGCCGAGCUGACACAUUCAGAAGAUGUCACGUUAAGAUAACGUCUUCUUCUUUCUUCUUCAUCGCCACGAGCCGUAGACCUUUCUUCGUCCCUUGUGAGAUCAUAUUGAGUGUAAAGAAUACUUUGAGAAAGUUUUCAGUCAUAAUUAAUGCUCAACGGUGGGAAAAAUUUGAAACAAAGGGAAUACUAGAAAGAAAAUUCCGAUUUCCCACUGCCUAAAAAAAAUUUCAAGGGUUUGGUUUAAAAAUUAUAAUUUUGGCAUUAAAAAAAACACAAAAAAUUUUAAGAUCAACAAAAAAAACUCUUAGGUCCACCAUACUGUUCGAAAAUUUGGCGAGAUCACAUAAUUGAAAUUUUUGUGAAGAAAUAAAUCGUGAAUUCAUCAUGGAAAUCCAUGUAAUUUCUCAGUUUAUUAUUGAGAUUGAGCUGAAAACUCGUGGGAAAUGCGAAAAAUUUGAGCUUCUGCUCAUUGGUUCCGAAGAUUUUGUCCUCCAUCAAAAAAAUAACACAGAUAUUUUGAAAAAGCAUGAAUUUCGAGCCAAAUAAGUGGAACUCCAGAAUAUCGAAACAAGAAAUUUCGAAAAAUUGGAAAUCAAAAGCUAGGGGUAACAACCUCAGUAGGUUCUAUGGUCCAAUGAUAAGCCGUAUUAAUGGAAAACGUGAGCUUCAAGCCAAAUAAGUAAAGUUAUUUAUUUAUUUAUUUAUUUAUUUCACUCAAACACAAAAAAAUACAGAUACAGAAUAGAAAGUAUUUGAGUGAAGCGAAACCCGAUAUACAAACGCCCCAACGAGCGAUUUACCGGGAUGGGAUACACGUAUUGAAGAUUGAGAACAGAAGUUUCGGAUUUUAUUUUUUUUUAGAGCAGUCUGUUGGGCACACUUGCGAGUAGUUCAUUGUUGUCGAGAGAGUCGAGAAAAUUCCUGAAGCGGGAGGCUGAAGUGUUCAUGUCGAAUCUUGAGCACAGUCUGUUCCAAAUAGGAAUGACUGUACUGAAGAAACUGUUAAAACGAGGACCUGUCUGUAUGAGUCUCAUUGGAAAACGAGGUGAAUCAGUUCUUCUGAAGAAAUUUUCUGCACUUGGAAAGUGGUAAAAAGUUCCCAAGGUAACCAAUAGAAAAUCACCUCAAGGCCUAGCCAAAGCUCAGAAUCAAAAACUGGGAGUAGAGGUGGCACAGCAGUAGCAGGAGGAUAAUUUCCGAGAAACCGCCUCAAAAAGUCCAAAAUCAAAGACGGAAAGCAGCGGUAGCACCUCGAUGAUGAGAGUGGUCAAAUAAGAGGCCGAAUAAGUGGAGGAGGGUGCCAAAGACGGACGCGUUUUCAUUUGGAGCUGGAGAGUAACGGCUCAUCAUCGAAUAUUGCCUCGGCCGGCCGCCGGCUGACCGAAUAGGAAUACAAACAUUGGCCGUCGGUCACAUUUGACGCGACGGCGCCAAGUAAUGCCGGCUUUUCCUUUCCCCUUCCUGCGGCGGCUGCUGUUGUAAAAACCUCAAAAUUCGUACGACCGUCGGUUCUGCUCAAACAGGCAAAAGCUUUUAUCAUCACUUGUGUAAACCUGGCUUUUGGGAAGGGUUGUGAUGAUUUGGGGUAAAGCUUCAAGCCUUCUAAAUGUCUUGGAGCAGUCUCUUUUUGACCUGGGAGAAGUUAUGAUAGUUGGAAAAAUCUUGAAGCCUUCCAAAGAUCUUGAAAAUAUCUUUGGAAUCUUGCCAAAACUUUUUUCAUCACUUCUGUCAACCUGACUUGUGGGAAGGGUUGGAAUGGUUUGGGAGAAAUUUCAAGCCAUCUGAAGUCCUUGGAAAAGCUCAGAGACAGUUUUUUUCACCACUAAUGCUAGUCUGGCUUGUGAGAAGGGUUAUGAUGGUUCGGUAGAAGCUUCAAGGCUUCUAAAGGUCAAAAAGAAGUCUCUAUGAGACUUGAAUCAGCUGAAAAGUGUCUCAAAAUAUAUUUGGAAGCUUGCCCCAAACUUUUUCAUCACGUGUCAACCUGGCUUGUAGGAGGGGUUAUGAUGGUUUGGGAGAAGCUUCAAGCCUUCUAAAGGUUUUGAAAAAGCUCAGAGACAGCUCUUCUUAUACCUUGUACCGAUCUGGCUUGAAGGAAGAGUUAUGACGGUUCAGAAGAAGCUCCAAGCAUUCUAAAGCUUUCGAAACAACCUUUUUAUGAUUUAAAAUAACUGAGGAGUGGCUCUAGACACUUUUGGAACCUUGCCAAAACUUUUUUCAUCGCUUGGAUCAAUCUGGCCUGUAGAAAAGGUUAGAACGACAUGGGAGAAGCUUCAAGCCUUCUGAAGGUCUUGAAAAAGCUCAAAGACAGCUUCUCCAUCACUUAUGUCGAUCUACCUUUCAGAAAAGUCAAAAAACAAGUGCUUUAGAAGCCUUGAAACAGUCUCUUCAUGAACUGAAUCAAUUGAGAAAUGGAAAAAACCUCUGGAACCUUGCCAAAACUUUCAUCCUGCGUCAACAAAAAAUAUUAAAACGGUUUUGCAGAAGCUUCAAGCCGUCUAAAGUUCUUGAAUAAAGUUCUAGCUUUCAUCAUCCCUUUUGCGAAUUUGGAUGAAAGGAGAAGACUUGAAUUUUUGAAUAUUUAAUCCGCUCAGAUACUUAGGGCAGGCUUCUAACGCGAUUUCGAGUAUUUUCAAAUUUCAUUCCUUCUUCCAGAAAAUAUUCAGAUAACUAUCAAAUAAACUUUCCUGGCUAUAAACGGUUUUUCAACAGUCUGAAGGGAGAAAAAAAAAAUAAAAUUCAAAAUUUAUAAUUGUAAAAAAUUUGCUCCAUGAACGAAUACUUUCGAAGAAAAUCGAAAAGACGGCUUCAGGAAUAAUGUUUUUUGAAAAGGUUAGAACGACAUGGGAGAAGCUUCGAGCCUUCUGAAGGUCUUGAAAAAGCUCAAAGACAGCUUCUCCAUAACUUAUGUCGAUCUACCUUUCAGAAAAGUUGAAAAACAAGAGCUCUAGAAGCCUUGAAACAGUCUCUUUACGAGCUGAAUAAACUGAGAAUUCAUGGUCUCUAAAAGUGUGAUGAGGAGGAAAAAAAUGAUGCGUUUUAAACAUCUUUCGUGAUUUCUAGUGAAAAAUGUCUGUUACAAAACGUGACCGAGUUAGUUCGAAAAUCUAAAAAUAGGUCCAGAAAGCUUGAAACCGAAAAAAUGAAAACGUAAGCUUAAAUCCAUAGCUCAGUACUACUUUGCCUAGAACAAAGGAAAGCCAAUAGUAGGGUAGAAAAAAGGCUUGCCGUUUGGGAAUUGGCAGGAUAAUUGAGAAGCGGUGAGUCCGCAAACCCAAUUAGAGAAACCAGCCCCUCUAGUCUUUGCCAAAUGAUGAGACAAAAGUGUAUACUUUAAAAAGAAAUGGAAAAAAAUAAGCACACAAACAAUAGCAAAAAGUCGAAAUUCUCUAAAAAAAAAACCUCUUCAAAAUUGAGUUUUUACAUCUUCCAAAAAUAUUAAAAUAAAAAAAGUGUGCAAUUUGUGUUCUUGAUAUUGAAAUACCUACAAAAAUGAAAGAGAUAGCGAGAGAUCAAUAACGGUCUGAAGAGACGCCAGAGAAGCAGAGCCGCUCUCUUUCUCUGCCGUCUCUUCAGAUCACCGCUGCUCUCUCAAUUUCUCAUAGUGAAUCAAGUGGGAAAUAUCGAAAAAAAUUCGUCCAAGCUUGGAAGGUCAUGGUCACACUUGGAAUGGCUUUGACGACUGCGCCCGACUUAAAAUGAGUUACGCGAGAACGGAUGCGCAAGCCUUAGAGCAAGCCCUUUAAAAUAAGGCUAUUUAUCCAAUUUCUCAAGUAUUCUAGUCUUUAAAUGGUGUUGUACUAAUUUUAAUCAUCUUAUUUUAACGAGUCUGCGAAUUCUCGAAAGUUAGAGAGUGUUAAAAAACAGGAGGCGGAAAUUUUCUCUUUUUCUCUGAAAACUCUCUUGUUUACCAGGGCUCUCUAGCUUUCGAAGAUUCGAAGGUAAAUUCCUUUGAAAAUCAAAAAAAUUUAUAAUUUUUUUAUAGAUUAACAGCUAUAUUUCUCAAACGCCCCCCCCGCCCCUCAAAAAAUUACUUCAAACACCACUUCAACCCCAAAUAUUCUCAACUUCAGGUAUGAAGAGUUCAUCGAGAAGACACACCUGAGCCUAGACAGCGUCCUGGUGUUGCUCAACGAGAUGGGCGAGAAACGGACCAACGACGGGGUCAUCUCCGAUUUCAAGUAAGUCUUCUUCUUCUUCAUUUACCAAGCUUCAGAGGAUUUUGAUGAAUUCUGAGCUUCAUGGGAAAGGUUCACGAUUUCAAAAGUGUUCGUUUUGAGAAGGAUCAGACCCAUAAAUCUCAAAAGUGUUCUGAAGGGGGAAUUAUUGAACUUUUGGAGCUUUUCCAUGUCUUUCUCAUGUCUCUAGCCGAUCAAGGAAAGUUGUCAAAAAAAUUUAAUUUUUCAAAAAAAAUGAGAUUGAAAUGUUAUGAAAAUAAAUUUUUAUACUGAAAAAUUUGGUUUCCUGUGUCAAAUUUCGUCCGUUAAUUUUUUUGAAAAAAAAAUAUAUUUUUUUAUUUAAAGCAAUUUUCUAGUGUUUAUCAAACAUUAAAAGACGAAAAAAAGCCAAAUUUUUGGUACUAAUUCUUAGGAAUUUUUUUCAACCCCAGCCGCUCAAAAAUUUUUGAAAAACUCGCUAUAAUUACAGAUAUUCCUGCCAAUUUUUUUGAGAAAAGAUUUAAAAUAAGUUCAAAAAAACUGCAUCAGAAAACCCGAAAUUUACGUUUUUCUCUACUGAAAAAUAUUUUUCACUGAGAUUCGAUUUCCAGAAUCCAGCCACCACUGAACUCUGCCGUUUGCGUCGCCUGCAACUUGCGAUUCGAGGGUCAAAACUUGAAAGUUGAGGUCAACCAGUUCUUGAUCUCGAUCAUCAUGCAAGAUGAUCCACAUCACCGAAAGCCGAGCUCUUCGGAAUCCCCGCCCCCGGGAAAAGCAGAAAGUGAUGAAAAUAUUGAUGAUGAUGACGAUUUUUGA
Caenorhabditis auriculariae is the source of this 10802-nucleotide messenger RNA. Lineage: Eukaryota; Metazoa; Nematoda; Chromadorea; Rhabditida; Rhabditidae. The record is from the annotation of a GenBank genome assembly.